GCGACCACAUUAUGCUCCCUUCACCAUCUGAAAACAUUCAGUUCCAAAACAUCAAUUUCAGUUCACACAAGAACAGAGUUUGGGAUGAUGCAGGCGGAAUGACCUCAGAGAUGAGAAGAAUGACGUGAAGCAAUAUGAGCAUGUAGCCGACUAGCGGCUAUUUGUUUGUUAACGUUAUCUCCGCGCAAACGACAGCAGUUCCGGAUUGAUGUGUCGCGUUAGAUACCUUUUCCAUGACAGCGGCCGACAAUAAAAUCCACCUUCGACGCCGACUGUUGCGUUUGCUGCUGCGGACCCCGCUGUACACGUCGUGAUAGCAGCAGCCAAUGUGUUUACGACUGUUACCGAUAGCCUGCUACUUGACGGAAUAAGACACCGACACGGCUCGUCAGUCGGUGGCGCUUGCCACGCAAACACAACUCUCGCACUCAAAACGCUAUUUUCAUUCUAUAUUCAGAAGUGCGGAGAAGUGUAGCGCUCCGAAAAACACUGCCGGGUAACAAGGCAUAAAUUAGCAGAGCUGGUUGUUCGGGAGUUCACGAGCUAGCAUGAAGGUAUACAUAAAUAUCACAUAUACAGAGAGCUAGAUGGAGAACGACGUAUCCAACGGCGUUGGUAACCGGCGGCCAUCUUGCAGCAGUAGAAUUCUCUGGCGGGCUCAUCUGCAGUGAACCGAAGCCAUGCUGGCCGGCUUUAUGGAAGCUCUUCUCUGCUGCCUCACUUCAAAGUCAACCAACGUUGUGGUUCCCAUUGAGACAUCCGAAAAUACAGACGGUUACGAAUUUGUCGAGGUUAAACCGGGCCGGGUGCUUCGUGUUCGCCAUGUAAUGGCUGAGCGGUCGUCAGUGGAGCAACCCACAGGGCAGGGUGGGUGCGUCAGCUGCAAAAGGAGGAUCUCCGUCUUCUGCAAUGGACAGCUAUUUAUUGAGAACUUGGGUGACAAAGCAGGGGCGGAGCUGAAAACAUGCCAAAAUGGGGACACGGAACCCAACAGCACCGUGGAGGUAGAACUGACAGACUGUGAAAACUCCUCGCCACCUGUUCGAAUACCUGAUCCUAAGUUGGACUCGGUCACAGGAAAAGUCAUAACAUCUGAGAUGAAAGCAGCAGGGGACACACUUCCCUCUCAGCAGACUGAAGCUUCACGGAACCAACACAGACGAAAACUGAAACGCACUGUAGUGAUUGACUGCGAGAGAAAAAUAACAGCAUGUAAAGGCACACAUCCGGAUGUUGCUGUUUUUUUCAUCCAUGGUGUGGGAGGCUCUCUGGAUAUCUGGAGAAGCCAGUUGGACUUCUUUUCUCGACUGGGGUAUGAAGUGAUUGCCCCUGACCUAGCAGGACACGGGUCCAGCUCAGCACCUCUGAUCCCUGCCGCUUAUACUUUUUACGCGCUGGCAGAAGAUAUGCGACUAGUCUUCAAGCGAUACGCACGCAAGAGGAAUAUUCUCAUAGGACAUUCUUAUGGGGUGUCAUUCUGUACGUUCUUGGCCCAUGAGUAUCCAGAACAGAUCCAUAAGGUGGUGAUGAUCAAUGGCGGUGGUCCCACAGCUCUGGAGCCCAGCCUCUUCUCUGUCUUCAACUUGCCUUCAUGUGUGCUUGACUGCCUCUCACCGCUGCUCAGCUGGAGUUUUCUCAAGGCCGGUUUUGCUCAUCAGGGUGCAAAGGAGAAGCGGCUGCUGAAAGAGAACAAUGCCUUCAACGUGUCGGCUUUUGUGCUGCGUUCCAUGAUGAGCGGGCAGUAUUGGCCCGAGGGAGAUGAGGUCUACCAUGCUGAGCUUACAGUUCCUAUCCUGCUGGUUCACGGAAUACAUGACAAAUUCGUCCCCCUUGAAGAGGACCAGCGAAUGGCAGAGAUUCUCCUCAUCGGCUUCCUAAAGGUCCUGGAAGAAGGAAGCCAUAUGGUCAUGAUGGAGUGUCCAGAGGCUGUCAACACACUCCUGCACGAGUUUUUUCUCUGGGAGCCUGCAAGCCCUCUACCACCAAAGUCCAAAGCACGUCCGGAGACCGCCAAGGCUCAAAGUGACAACUCUAAAGCUGUGCCAAACUCUGCCAAGGUCCGACCGGCAACUGCCUUGCAGGCCUCAUUAAACAGUAUGGCAGAGGUCAAGUUGGACAAAGGGGACAAAAGAUAAGUCGAGAUUUUUCAGCAAUGAUGUGAUUAAUUCUUCAUGAAUGUUCCGUGUGGUCCACGCAAACUGAGACGGCUUGAGCUUGAACUUAAGAUGUCCAUGGAGAGGAUCCGGCUGAAGUCCAAAGUCAUGCAGACAAAAUAGUCAAGGAGAUGCGUCACCCCAAAUGAAGCAUGAGAAGGGUAAUGGAGCCUAACUCGUGUGAUUUGUCAAGACGCUCCCGGAGAUGUUGUGCCUUCAAGCAAUGCAUGCUCAUCUUUUUGGGUGAGAUUUUAAAAAUGGAACUCAAGCAUUUUCGCUUCGUGAGCCAGAACGGUUGGCAAAUUUCCAGUAGCAUUUACUUCUAGUGAAGUGGAGUCAUGUAAUUUCUGGUCCUUUGUAGCAAAACAAGAGUUUUGUAUGUGGCAAAUAUGUGACUUGCCUCGUUGAUAAAAUGAGACAAAGAGAAAAUGCAACUGUUUACAUAUUGACUGUAGCUAUGGGUAUGGUCUACAACAAUACAUAGAACACUAUGUAUUACAAAAAAUGUCAUGUUGAUGACGAGUGUGUUGUUUGUAGAUACAUGGAAAUGCAGUGUAUAUUUUUCCACAUUUCAAUAUAUUUUCAUGUGUUUAAAUAUCCAGUAGCGUUUUGUACCUCAUAUAAGAUAUUUGUGGGCAAAAAGCUUUUGAAAACAUAUCAUUAAAUACAAAGCAAAAUACAGUACAACUUGCGCUCUGAUGUGAUUGUUUUUAUAUAAUAAUCACACUUGUGUUUGUGAUCAACAUUUUUUUCAUGAUCUGUGUUUGAAACUCUUUCACAAAGAAAUCAGAAUGUACUUGAGAUAUUUUUUUAAUUAGAGAAAAAAUAAUACAUUUCAAUAGCUUCAUCUUAAGACAGUCUUAUUUGACAAUAUUCCGACUUUCAAACCAUUAAUUUAGCAGUUUAGCCCUGAGUUUUUUACUCUUAAUCUCCUUGACAUACACAUCGGCUAUUUUCAAUGAAUCCAAAUGAUCUUAAGUCAUAAAAGUACUGUACAAACCAAUCAACCCUAACCCUAACCCAUCGAUGGAAGAAACAUUUAAGGACAUCAAGGCUGAUUAGGAUCAUUUUAAAAAAUGUAGGAGCAUAGCUUAGUCAAUAAUGCAGUAUCAUACCAAAUAACAAAUUUCUGAAGUAUAUUUUCAGAUGAAGCGGUGACAUGGUGAAAUAUGAAAAAUGAUUACCAAUUACGAGACAUGCCGUAAUAGUGCUUUCUCAGCUCAGAAAUAUUUUGACAUCUUCUCUAAACUUUAAAGCCUUCCACAAAUAAAAAUAUGUGCAAGCGCUCAGACCUCCCGAGAGGAGCCGUCCUCAAAUGGCGUCUCUGUGAGAAUGCUGGAUAAUUUUUCUGCCUCCUUUUUUUCCCCUUGCCCUUCCUUAGCCACAAGAGCGUCGCUCUCUGCAGCCUCCUCCUGGUCCAUCACAGGAGUGCAGGCUCCAUCUUCAGUUUGCUGGGCUGUUAUGGUUUCAUUGACCAUGUGGACAGAAUCCACUUCAGAGGCCAGGACUGCUUUCACAUCUCCAUUCUGAACAGGAUAGACCCCAUCCAGUGCAUUAUACAAGAACUCAUACUGCUCCUGUGAAAAGCACACAAAAAUAUGAAACAUAUGUAUGCUUUAUUUCAGGAUGAAACAUUCUUUUCCAUACUUUUGCCCCAUGCAUAUUUAUACUACAGCAUGCAGUUAUACUUGGAUGAAAAGGCUACCCAAAAAAAAAAAAUUAUUACCAAACUUGCAAUCAUGCCCUGUCGCUCCUUCCGCAUGGUUCGGGACACGUGGAAAACGUCCACUACUUUUUCAGUCUCAGCGCUGUCCAGCAGGUUCCACAGAGCGCAGAAAACACCGCAGCGGGUUGAGCCAUCACUGAGAAGAAGCAAUGUGCAUAAUGCAUAAUAGUGCAUAAUGUAUUAGUACAGUACAUGUGCUUUGAAACAAACUUUCAUUUUUAUUUAUUGUGCAAUUGUGUGUUUAAGCCACAGUAUUGAUGUAUGCAUACAAUAUGUCAUAACCAU
Molecule: messenger RNA, 4164 nt
Organism: Corythoichthys intestinalis (scribbled pipefish)
Lineage: Eukaryota; Metazoa; Chordata; Actinopteri; Syngnathiformes; Syngnathidae
Gene: abhd8b
Product: abhydrolase domain containing 8b
Exons: 5
Coding region: 681-2135 (484 amino acids)
Molecular function (GO): catalytic activity
Source: RefSeq, a predicted model, not a curated record